GUCCUCUUUACAUUGUUAGCAAACUGGAGGUUAUGUUUACAAAAAAUAUUAUCAACAAAAUGAUAUACUUCUAUGUACCGUCUACGUUCCGGAUUAAUUUGGUUCCAUGUUAUGACGACAGACGACCCUCGGGGUCAUGUAUCAGCUCAUUCGAUCAAUGAAUACGAAGAACGGAGCCGCAACAUGCUACACCAGCUAAUUUCACGGUCGUAUUGUAGUGCUGUUUUUUGCCACAAUUAGCUAAUUACAUAGCUAGACGGUGAGGUGAACUGAGAUAGAGCUCGCCAAUCGAGCGAAAUAGUAGGUGUUCGACAGGCUGAUGAAUAGCAUCGGUCUGUGCCGUAGUUAUUUACUUAAUAGAAUAACAGUGAGGAUGUGUUCCUAUUACGAAGAUGCAGUUCGUAAAUUAAACAGAUUGCAAUCAAACAAAUCUACAAUAGAACAAAUCAGAAAGGAUAUCAGAACAGGACAGAAAUGUACAAAUUUAGAAGAUAUGGAGAAUUAUUUGUCAAGAACAGGUGUGACCAUGUCAAAGUUGGACGAGCUAUCUGUGGUUCAUGUUGCUGGAACCAAAGGCAAGGGUUCAACGAGUGCGAUGUGCGAAUCAAUACUCCGUCACCACGGUUUCCGCACAGGGUUCUAUUCGUCACCGCAUCUAGUGGCUGUUCGAGAACGGGUACGCUUAGACGGACGGGUCAUCUCCGAAGAUAUGUUCGCGAAGUAUUUUCACGAUGUUCACCAGCGACUUGAAGAUACACAGAAAUUUGAAGGUGACAUGCCGAAAUACUUCGCGUUUUUGACUGUGAUGGCUUACAAUAUAUUCCUCAAGGAGAAGGUGGAUGUGGCCAUCGUGGAAGUCGGUAUAGGCGGCUUAGUCGACUAUACAAAUAUUUUGAGGAAAGUUCCCGUUGUCGGCAUAACGGCAUUAGGAUUGGAUCACACUUCGAUAUUAGGGAACACGUUACAGGAAAUAGCGGCGUCCAAAGCGGGCAUCAUGAAGCGAGGCUGCGAAGCUUAUACUGUGCAACAACCUAACGAAGCUAUGGAUGUACUCAUACAAUAUGCUGAUAGUUUAAAGUGUCCCCUAACUGUCGUUCCCGAUUACGACUUGUAUUCGUUCGAAACAUCACAAAAAGCCCGUUUACCAGUCGAAUUAACGGCAUAUCGGACCAACGCGUCUCUGGCAAUACAACUGGCGCACGCUUGGAUGCGAAAAAAACACGAAAACAAAAAAAACUCCAUGAACGGAGUUCACAACGGACUGAUCACCAGUAAAAUGGUGGUGGAAUUGCCGCCAUCGACGUGCCAGGGUUUAGGGAAAUGUCAAUGGCCGGGGAGGUAUCAAGUAAUUAACGCGGACUAUGCAAAGUUUUAUCUCGACGGAGCACACACCAAGGAGUCUAUGGAGAUAUGCGCACAGUGGUUCAGCGAUAAUAAUAGGUCACCGAACAGAAUAUUGUUGUUCAGCGCGACGGGCGACAGGAAUGCCGAAGUUCUGUUACAACCAUUGAAAUGCUUGAAUUUCACCAAAGUAUAUUUCGUCACUCCGACAGCUUAUAAGGAAACGAAUCAGAACAACGACAAUUACUCUUUAGUCGAACAAGAAGAAUUAAUUUCUAGGUGUAAAGCAUACAAACAAAUUUGGAACAAAACAUUGCGCAGUACAUCUGAGGUGGCAGUGAUGGAAUGUGUUUCAAGCGCACUUGUCAAUAUAAAGCAGACGCAGGGCGCUCUUGGAACUCCCUCGGUUCUUAUAACAGGAUCGUUACAUCUAGUGGGAGCAGCUCUUUCCAUAUUAGAUCCUUGUUUAAAUAAAUCGUAUUGCUCGUAAGAUUAUGUUCAA
Bombyx mandarina (wild silkworm) is the source of this 1843-nucleotide messenger RNA. Its product is annotated as folylpolyglutamate synthase, mitochondrial. The record is from RefSeq and is a predicted model, not a curated record. Gene Ontology annotation, biological process: tetrahydrofolylpolyglutamate biosynthetic process. Gene Ontology annotation, cellular component: mitochondrion; cytosol; cytoplasm. Lineage: Eukaryota; Metazoa; Arthropoda; Insecta; Lepidoptera; Bombycidae. Gene Ontology annotation, molecular function: tetrahydrofolylpolyglutamate synthase activity; ATP binding.